This is a messenger RNA of Toxotes jaculatrix (banded archerfish), 3450 nucleotides long. RefSeq lists its product as uncharacterized. The record is from RefSeq and is a predicted model, not a curated record. Gene Ontology annotation, molecular function: protein binding. Bases 178 to 2628 code for a protein of 816 amino acids. NCBI's taxonomy places the organism in Eukaryota, Metazoa, Chordata, Actinopteri, Toxotidae. The transcript is spliced from 13 exons.
CACAGCUCCUCACUGGGCACAGAACUCACCUGACCGCCCCCUGGUCUUCGGAGAGCUGGACCUGGACUGACUCUGACCAGCAGCGUCGCCUGACUGCUGUAGAUGAGACUCGCCUCCUGCUGACCAUCUGGAGGAAGUUGUUGUAAUCAUUUAGUGCUUCCUCCAGCCCAGUGCACCAUGGGAUCUGUGGCUGUCUUCGUGUUCCUCGUCUGCCUCAUGACAUCAUCAGUGUGUGCAGGACUGGGCGGGGCCAGCCAAGGUGGCGCUGUGCUGUGCCCUCUGCAGUGUGUGUGUGAGACACGGCCCUGGUACACCCCACAGUCUGUGUAUCAUCAGGCCAGGACGGUCGACUGUAACGAACUCCAUCUGCAGAGAGUACCGGCCAACAUUUCCUCUGACACGCAGGUGCUGCUGCUGCAGAGUAACAACAUCUCCUCCAUCACGACUGAACUGCAGAGUCUGACCAACCUGACGGAGCUGGACCUGUCGCAGAACCACUUCACACAGGUGAGCUCUAUGGGUCUCUCUUCUCUGGGCCGGCUGGUGACUCUGUACCUGGAGGAGAAUCACAUUGAAGAGUUAGAGGACUUCAGUCUGAGGAACCUGUCCAGUCUGGAGGAGCUCUACAUCAACCACAACCACAUCUCGUCCAUCGGACCCCAAGCCUUCACUGGCCUCACCAACUUGCUGCGGCUCCACCUGAACUCCAACCGACUGGUGGCCAUCGACAGCCGCUGGUUCGAGUCCCUGCCGUCCCUGGAGAUCCUGAUGAUUGGGGAGAACCCCAUCCUAGGUCUAGAGGAGAAGAACUUCCUGCCUCUGUCCCGCCUCCACAGCCUGGUGCUUGCUGGGAUGGGGCUGGCCUCCGUCCCCUCUGCCGCCUUUCUGGGCCUUGACUACCUGGAGAGCCUUUCCUUCUAUGAUAACCAGCUCAGGUCUGUUCCCCGGGAUGCCCUGAGCGUGCUCCCUAACCUGAAGUUCCUGGACCUGAACAGGAACCCAAUCAGCCGAAUCCAACAGGGAGAUUUCCAGAACCUUCCGCACCUGGAGGAGCUCAGCCUGAACAACAUGGAGGAGCUGCUGAUGGUGGAGCGAGCAUCUUUCCAGAACCUUCCAGAAAUUGCCAAACUGGAGCUCUGCAACAACCCCCGACUGUCGUACAUCGACCCGCAGGCCUUCAGUGAUCUGUCCUCCCUCCGGACUCUCCUCCUCCAUAAUAACCAGCUCAGCCUCCUCUCUGGAGACCUCCUCUCCUCCCUCCCAUCCCUGGAGGAGGUGUCUCUUCACUCCAACCCCCUGCGAUGUGACUGUCUCUCCUCCUGGGGGCCUCACUUUGGCAACCAAUCUCAUCUCAAGCUGCUGGAGUCGUCCGUCACCCUCUGCUCCUCCCCGCCUCACCUGAUUGGUCGAGAGCUGCAGGAGGUGGUGGCAGUCGGGUGGGGUGGGACCGGCGGGGGCGGGGCCAGCAGCUGCCUGCCUCACAUCUCUCCUCACUCCUUCCCACCGGCCAUGAACGUCAGUGCUGGGCAGCCAAUCACAUUGGAGUGCUGGGCAGAUGCUGAGCCCGCCCCCCAGUUCUACUGGGUGACGCCCACUGGAGACAAGGUGAGUUCGGAGGCAGUGGCUGCACCAAUCAUAUCAGAGGAGGGGCGUGGCCUGAAUAGGAAGAAGAAGAAGCAUCGUGUGUCCGACCCUGGAGCCUUAGUGAUCGAGCACGCCGAGCUGUCAGACGCAGGUGUGUACACCUGUGUUGCGUGGAACGUGGAGGGAGCAGACACAAAGAGUGUCUCAGUGUUCGUGGACUCUCUGGGGUUUGUGGGCUGGUGGUCGGACGGGGGGACCCGGCGGGAUGGUGAGCCCAGCAGAGAGCAGCCCUGGCUGGGCAGCUCGUCCAGCCCUGCAGCCUCUCUGGUGGUGGUGGCUAAGGUGGUUCACGCCCAGUCAGUGGUGCUGGAGUGGAAGUUGUAUCCCAGCGGAGGACCUUUGUCUGUGGGUGAGAACCAGCAGGACGCCCCCCUCCCUCUGCCCCGUUGGACCAGUGCCACUGUGCACAUUGACAACCCUCAGAUCAGCUACACCUCCAAGGUCCCAGUAGAUGUUCAGGAGUAUAACCUGACUCACCUUCUUCCUGCCACAGAGUACCACGUCUGCCUCACCGUCUCCUCCUCCCGCCCCCCCCUCGACUUCCCCUCCUCCUCUCCCAUCUCCUCCCCCACCCCCAUCUCUCCCUCCUCCUCCCCCUCCUCUCCUGUCCACACCUCCUGUCUGAACGUCACCACUAAGGAGGCGGGUUUCUCGGUGGAGCUGGUGGCGUCACGGCGCAGCAGCGUGGCGUUGGCGGCCGUCAUGGGCUCCAUGUUCGCUCUGUCCAUCAUGGCUCUGCUGGUGGUUUACAUGGGCCGCCGCGUGCAGCAGCACAAGUCCUGCGGCCACUCGCUCAAGAAGUACAUGCAGCACGCCACGUCCAUCCCUCUGAACGAGCUGUACCCGCCGCUCAUCACGCUGUGGGAGAGCGAGGCCGAGAAAGACAAAGAUGACAAGGAGGAAGAGGAGGAGAGGGAGGGAGGAGGGAGGGAGGAGGAGGCAGGGGGGAGUCAGAUCGACACCACAAAGACGUACAUGUGGUAGCUGGAGGGGGGGGGGGGGGCAGACAUUUGGGGGUGGGGGGUUAUGGAGGGAUGAGGAAGGAGAGAGGAGAAACUGGAUGGAUGAAAGCACAGAGAGGUCAUGUGACUCAGUGCUGAGCCUGACAGACAAACAGAAGGGUAAAAAUUUCUAUGUGACCAUGAGAAACACACCUGUCUGCUGAGAAGGAGGGGGAGGAGACAGGUGACGGAACGAGAAGACAUCCCGGAGCACGACGUCAGCCCAUUAAUCCAACACCCUGUGUCUCCUGCGUCCUUCACAGUCCUGUCCAUCAUUUUGCAAAUCAUCCCUCACUGUCCAGAGGGACGUCCUCUGACACCCCCCAAGUGAACAGGUAAACAGGUGUUUGUGGUUAAUGGGCUAAAAUAGGAAAAACACCUCUAUGUUUCUGUUUCCUGUCGAUCAGAUGGAAAAUGACAGAAGAGUCUGGUUCUCAAACUGAGGGUCGGGGGCCUGUUAAUGGGCCAUCAGCUGGUUCACACAUUCUUUCUGUUCAGGGCAGGUGAACUGUUGACCUGUGAGUCCAGGUGUUUGCUGCUCUCAGAUUUCGUCUCCUUCCUCUCUUCCUCUUUUCCUUCCUUCUGUCCUUCCUUCUGUCUCCUCCCUGUCAAGCACACUGACUGUAGCUGCACUGUUAAAAAACCGGAUUAUUGUAAUUUAGUUCAUCUGAUGAACACGAAUGCGACGCUGACCCUCAGCACAGCCACGUGGAGCAUUUCACUUCAGACGUUUUAAAGGUCUCGCAUUCAUCGGAAACUUCACACACGUCAGAACUGCUGAAGAAAACAACGUUGAAUUCUGAAA